Messenger RNA from Mytilus trossulus (common blue mussel), 1306 nucleotides. Its product is annotated as baculoviral IAP repeat-containing protein 3-like. The transcript has 8 exons. Bases 297 to 1298 code for a protein of 333 amino acids. Gene Ontology annotation, biological process: regulation of cell cycle; negative regulation of apoptotic process. Gene Ontology annotation, cellular component: cytoplasm; nucleus. The record is from RefSeq and is a predicted model, not a curated record. Gene Ontology annotation, molecular function: cysteine-type endopeptidase inhibitor activity involved in apoptotic process. NCBI's taxonomy places the organism in Eukaryota, Metazoa, Mollusca, Bivalvia, Mytilida, Mytilidae.
GUGAAAAAGUAAAAAUAAUACAAUUUUUCAGAAAAAAAUUCGAUAGACAUACCAACAGUGUAUACUUAUUGCAAUCAGGGGUGAUACGAUGCCUAAAAAUCUACAUACAUAUAACUGUUUUGGAGGAAAAUAACUGUUUACUGUACGGGGACAUCACUCAUCAGUGUACAUUGUAAAAACGAGCAGGUCCCUGUGCAGAGACAUAAACGUGUAUGGUUAUUAUAUAACCAUAUAACAGUGUACCUUAAGUUACUAGCAAAGAUCUCACGAAUUUUUUUAGCAAGGAAGAAAAUCUAAUGGCCAUGCAGCAUCCUGGUUCUGUGAAUGAUAUUGGUAUAGUCAGCUGGAGAACUAGGACUGGGACUGUACCAUUUACCAAUUUAACUGUUGAUAUAUUGAAUAGCCUCCCAGGGCAAAUAAUACCAGUGCAUCAAUCAACAGCUGAAGAAUGUCCACAGUAUUCCACUUAUGUUGAAUUAGAUGUCAGACAACAUACAUUCCGAUUUAGGCAAUUUAAUGGUCCAGCACGCCAGGAUUUAGCAAAUGCAGGAUUUUUUGCUUUUAGGAAUACACACAAUGAAGAUAGUGUCUGUUGCUUCUGUUGUGGGGUUGUUCUUACUAACUGGGCUGAAGAUGAUGAUCCAUGGGUAGAACAUGCAUGGUGGUUUCCACAAUGUAGAUUUUUAAAGGAGAGCAAGGGUGAAAGAUUUAUUCAGUCUGUACAAUUGCAGACACUAGACACAUGUAGAUUUUUCGAAAGAGAACACACUGUAAUGAUUGGAAAUAAUGAUGAUAUUACCCGAGAAGUAAAGGCAAAAAUUGAAGCUAAGUUCCAGGAGGCUGAUGUUGUUCUUGCCUUUAAGAAGUUUAUUGAACAAAAAGUUAGAAGACCAUUUCUGGUGGAGUUCUAUGAAUUUAUAAACAGUUGGGAAGAUACACUUAUAAAUGAGAACAUAAAGUACAGACAGGAAAAUAGAGGUGUCAGAGAUGAAAACAGAGCUGUGAAAGAUGAAAUUAGGGUUGUUAAAGAUGAAAAUAGAACUGUGAAAGAUGAAAAUAGGGUUGUUAAAGAUGAAAUUAGGGUUGUUAAAGAUGAAAAUAGGGUUGUUAAAGAUGAAAUUAGAGUUGUUAAAGAUGAAAAUAGAACUGUGAAAGAUGAAAAUAGAUCUGUGAACAAUAAUAAAAGUGCUGUUGAAGAAGAAAACAUGGUUCUAAGAGAUGAAAAGACAGCUCUUCAAGAAGAAGUUAGGAGGCUUGAGCAACGUAUUGCCCAACUUGAGAGAUCUCCAUCAUCAUGAUAUAAUCA